Messenger RNA from Phalacrocorax carbo (great cormorant), 1103 nucleotides. Lineage: Eukaryota; Metazoa; Chordata; Aves; Suliformes; Phalacrocoracidae. The record is from RefSeq and is a predicted model, not a curated record.
CGAGCACGCGGGUGUGCAAGGGGCAGGCAGGCAGUGUGCGCGUCUCCCCUUUCCUUUUGGGUGUGCAGCACAUGCCUUCUCCAGGUGCAAAACUAUCCCACUCCUCUCCCUUUUGCAAAGGUGGCCCAACAAUGCCGAGCAUAUUUUCCUACCAGAGCGCCGAAGUUGACUGGUGUGAAGGCAACUUUGAGCGCUUGACGGUCAUUGCGGAGUACUACAACACUCUGAGUAUCAGCAAUGUAAGCUUCUUUGUCCUUUCUCCUGCCCUGGUCUACCUGAACCAGCAGUACCGUCAGCAGCGCGCCUUGCCCUUGUAUUUCUUCUCUGGCCUGCUCUUCUGUGUAGGUAUCUUCUCCAUGUACUUUCACAUGACCCUGAGCUACGUGGGACAACUCUUGGAUGAGCUCUCCAUCCUCUGGACAUUGGCUGUGGCAUAUUCCUUUUGGUAUCCCAGGGUUUACUUCCCCAGGUUCAUCAAGAGCAGGAAGCAUUUCUUCUGGUUGAGCGGCGUCACCACUGUGAUCAUCACUACCUUGAUGUCCUUCGUCAAACCAGCAUUCAAUGCCUACGCACUCAACUGCAUUGCCUUCCACCUGCUGUACCUGACAUGGUGUGAGCUGAAAAAGUGCAAUGACAAGAGGGUUCACCGGACGGCCGCAGCCAUGGUCCUGUGCUGGGUACUGGCCAUCAGCAGCUGGAUAAGCGACAGGUGGCUCUGCGGACUCUGGCAGUCGAUCAACUUCCCCUACUUCCACAGCUUCUGGCAUGUGCUGAUAGCCAUGUCCCUCCUAUACUGCUGCCCACUGGUCGUCUACUUUGACGUCAACUACGAGAUGCCAUCGUUCAAGCCAAAGCUAGGAUAUUGGCCCAGCGACUCUUGGCCUGUUGUGGUGCCUUACAUUGCCCUGGAGGAACCCUACAAGCAGUGCUAGAGCCGGUUGCCCUCAGGCAUCCCUCAGGCACGGGGUGCGUGAUGCACACGUGUGCGUCUGCAUGGGGAACACCUCGGCUGUGCGCCUGUUCCUCGGACAAGGGCAAUGUGGCUAGAGGAUGGGGCAUGAAGCAGGGUGGGAGCCCACACGUGCCUUGGAAGACUCUGCCCG